UUCAGCGUCAAACUGUCAAUCGAGAGCUGUUUCCGUUCUUUUUGAUCGUGAAGUGUAAUCAUGGCGGUCGGCAAAAAUAAAGGCACCUCGAAAGGAGGCAAAAAAGGGUCGAAAAAGAAGGUUGUGGACCCGUUCACUCGCAAGGAUUGGUACGAUGUGAAAGCCCCAAACAUGUUUUCAAUUCGCCAGGUUGGUAAAACCUUGGUAAAUCGUACUCAGGGCACUCGAAUCGCUUCCGAUGGUUUGAAGGGCCGCGUGUUUGAGGUUUCGCUAGCUGAUUUGCAGAAUGACAGUGAUGCAGAGAGGUCCUUCCGUAAGUUCAAGCUAAUAGCUGAGGAUGUGCACGGUCGGAAUGUCCUGUGCAAUUUCCACGGAAUGGAUUUGACCACGGAUAAACUGAGAUCCAUGGUCAAAAAAUGGCAAACGCUGAUUGAAUGUUCAGUCGAUUGCAAGACUACCGACGGUUAUCUGUUGCGUGUUUUCUGUAUUGGUUUCACCAUCAAGGAUUCGGCAUCUCAGCGUAAGACUUGUUACGCUCAGCAUUCUCAAAUCAAGGAAAUUCGAAAGAAGAUGACUACUAUUAUCACACGCGAUGUGACGAGUUCCGAUCUCAAAGAGGUCGUUAUCAAGUUGUUACCGGACUCGAUCGCUAAGGAUAUUGAGAAGGCGUGCCAGGGGGUAUACCCGCUACAUGAUGUCUACAUUCGAAAGGUAAAAGUCCUCAAGAAACCUCGUUUCGAUCUGGCUAACUUGCUUGAGCUACAUGGCGAUGGUGGUGGCAAAGGUGCCGAAGUUUCGACUGGAACCGCUGAAGGUGGCGUUACAAUCGAUCGCCCAGAAGGCUAUGAACCGCCAGUACAGGAAUCGGUUUAAACAGCAUUAGCAUUAUAAAUGAAUAAUUUCCGCUUUGAAACCAGCAAGUGAAGCGUAGGGUGCGUUAAUGUGGGAGAAAAGUUCGUAAAUACAACUUACAUCUGUUGUACAUGGAAAAAAUUGUUGUUAUUCUUAAAUGUUCCCCUUAGUGUUGUCUUGAUAGCGUUAAUGGCAGUAAGUAUCGUUGAAAUUUACAUUUUGUUAACUAGUUUUAAUUGCAAUUUCUUUACAGAUUACAUUAAGCAAACAUCUCUUAAGAAUAAAAGUUAUUUCUCGUCUCUGACUAUUCGAAUGUGAAAGAGAUAAACGAUAUCGACUGAAAAUUAAGUUAAGCAGUCUAUCUGCGUCAUUUAGUUGAAAUAACUCGAUUUAAAAAAGAUUUUUUUCAGAGACCUGCGAAAUGUGAAGAGCUGACAAUUAAAUUAUGAGCCAGUACAAAUAAAGAAAUUAGCACCUUGGUCUACUAACAAAACGAGACCGCUGACUGAAAAAACAUUUUUGCAAAAGAAACUCAUUUGGAUAAAUAUGGAUAAACAUUUAUGAGAUUUUGUUUCGCAAACACGGGUGGUGAUUCAACAAAUCAACAUUUUGAUCAGUCUUCAUAUAAAAAAAUCACAGAAACCGUAAAAAAAUUUAAGUUGGAAAAAAAACGUAUCGUCCAAAAAGAUUAUAAGGUGUGGAUUCAACGUUUGUACGCAUGGAUUACUCAUCAACAAAAAAAUUACGAUGGAAGUAGCUUACAAUAUGUAUCCUGCAUGUAGAUGAUAAGAUUCACGGUUAAAUAUAGUGGUUACUCUUUUUAUAAAAAACAUACUAACAGACGUACAAGGCGAAAUUCUCACUGUAUGAACAGUCAUGCUAGAGUAAAGGUACGUAAUUUUAAUCAAUAUUUCGAAACAUUUGCUCUUUAUUGAUGAUACCGAUGACGAGACUGAAUUGAUAUUUGGUAUCUGAUAUAUUCGUGUUUUACGAAAAUAAGAUAUAAAAAACUCAAUCAAGAUUAUACUGGCAGCUGAAUCCAUUUUAUUUUAUUAUUGCUCAGCACCUGAAAAUAAACUAAAAUUUAACAUAGGAUUUUUUUCAGAUUUUCAGUAUUGAUAUUGAAUUGUUAACAGUGGAAACGACAACAGCAAGGCUUGUUAAACCCGUAAUGAUAUGAUCAGCGAGGUGAUUUGUCAGAAUGACAAAAUAAACAUACGUUAAUGGAAUAUUCGACUGUGUUAAUAGGUUCGUUAAUAUGGAGCAAGUGUAAUAUUGAACGAUUGAAAAACAUUUUAUAUAGUUGAUAGCUAUUCUUCUUAAAUAUAAAAUAUAUUCGCGAAUA
Molecule: messenger RNA, 2197 nt
Organism: Wyeomyia smithii (pitcher-plant mosquito)
Lineage: Eukaryota; Metazoa; Arthropoda; Insecta; Diptera; Culicidae
Gene: RpS3A
Product: 40S ribosomal protein S3a
Exons: 12
Coding region: 61-873 (270 amino acids)
Biological process (GO): translation
Cellular component (GO): ribosome; cytosol
Molecular function (GO): structural constituent of ribosome
Source: RefSeq, a predicted model, not a curated record